Dissoconium aciculare CBS 342.82 is the source of this 2535-nucleotide messenger RNA. RefSeq names its product NMDA receptor-regulated protein 1. The coding region runs from base 1 to 2535 and encodes 844 amino acids. The transcript has 2 exons. Gene Ontology annotation, molecular function: protein-N-terminal amino-acid acetyltransferase activity; identical protein binding. NCBI's taxonomy places the organism in Eukaryota, Fungi, Ascomycota, Dothideomycetes, Mycosphaerellales, Dissoconiaceae. Gene Ontology annotation, biological process: N-terminal peptidyl-methionine acetylation. Gene Ontology annotation, cellular component: NatA complex; cytoplasm. The record is from RefSeq and is a predicted model, not a curated record.
AUGGCGCAAACCAACCAGAUUCUCCCGCCUAAAGAGCAGACGCUUUUCCGACAUCUUGUCCAGAAUUAUGAGACGAAGCAAUACAAGAAGGGAAUCAAAGCGGCCGAGCAGAUCCUGCGCAAGCAUCCCAAUCAUGGCGAUACCCAAGCCAUGAAGGCUUUGAUAAUGAGCAACCAGGGAAAAACAGAGGAGGCAUUUGAGUUGUGUAAACUUGCUUUGAAAAACGCCAUGAAGUCGCAUGUUUGCUGGCACGUUUACGGUCUUCUAUAUCGGGGCGUCAAGAACUAUGACGAGGCAAUCAAGGCAUAUCGGUUCGCAUUGAGGCUGGAUCCUGAUAGCGCACAAAUUCAGAGGGACCUUGCACUCCUUCAAGUGCAGAUGCGGGAUUAUGCCGGGUUCGUGCAAAGUCGUAAUCAGAUGCUCCAAGCGAAACCUUCCAUCAGACAGAACUGGACUGCCCUCGCGGUCGCAUUACAUCUCAGUGGAGAUCUGGAGAAAGCGGAGGACAUUCUCACUCGAUAUGAGGACACUCUCAAGACACCUCCGUCAAAAGGCGACUCCGAGAACGCGGAGGCGAUUCUGUACAAGAACUCGAUCAUUGCAGAACGCGGGGACACUGAGCGGGCGCUUACUCAUUUGAAAACCUUUUACAAGUCGGCUCUGGAUCGCGCUGCUGUGAUGGAGCUCAAAGCGCAAUAUCUUCUCCAGCUCGGCAGGUUAGAUGAGGCAGAGAAGGCGUACCGUGUCUUGCUCACGAGAAAUCCCGAAAAGCGUCUAUACUAUGAUGGUCUUGAGAAAGCAUUGGGUCUCGGCAGGGACGAUGCUGGGAAUCGACAGAAACUUGUUGAGCUGUAUGAUGGAUUCGCAGAGAAGAGCCAACGUGUCGACGCACCCCGAAGGAUACCUUUGGACUUUCUAGAUGGUGAAGCUUUCAAAGAGCACGCGGACCGGUAUUUACGACGCAUGUUCAAGAAGGGUGUCCCGAGCACAUUCGCCAACUUGAAGCAGCUGUACUCGGACACAGCCAAGCGGGAUACCAUUCAAGCACUGGUCGAAGGUUAUACAACAGAAGAUCUGGCCAAUGGUUCUGCCAACGAAGCGUCAACGCAGCCAGAUGAGAAAACCGUGCUGAACUGGAAACUCAGUGUCAACUACUUCCUUGCGCAGCAUUACAACUAUUUUCUCUCACGCAACCUAUCAAAGGCCCAGCAAUACAUCGAGACAGCCAUAUCACUGAACCCUUCCAAGACCGAUUACACAUACCAUAUGACGCGAGCACGGAUACAAAAGAAUCUGGGCAAUGUGGAUCAGGCUUCCAAGUUCAUGAAUGCUGCACGCGAGAUGGAUCUGAAGGACAGAUAUAUCAAUACGAAAUGCGCAAAGUAUCAGUUGCGGAACGAUGAGAAUCAGAAUGCGAUCGACACCAUGGGACUUUUCACCAGGAAAGAAGCCGUGGGAGGACCACUUGGUGAUCUCCUUGACAUGCAGUGCGUUUGGUUCAUCACUGAAGAUGGUGAAUCGUACCUACGUCAAGGCAACAUCGCUUUAGCAUUGAAGCGAUUCAAGGCCGUGUACGACAUUUUUGACGUCUGGACUGAAGAUCAAUUCGACUUCCAUACCUUCAGCUUGCGCAAGGGUGUGAUUCGAGCUUACGUGGACAUGAUCCGAUGGGAGGAUGAUCUGCGAGAGCAUCCAUUCUACACUCGCGCUGCAUUGUCAGCAAUUCAUAUCUAUUUGAAGCUUCACGAUCAGCCAAGCCUUGCGAAGGGUGGACAGCUCAACGGCGAAGGUUCAAGCGCAGCCGACCGAAAGAAAGCCGCUAAGAAGGCCAAAAAGGAGGCUGAAAAGGCUGAAGCGGAGAAGAAGGCUGCAGCUGCAGCUAAAGCGAAUCCCAAAGCCGACGACGAAGGUGUUGCAAAGAAAGAGGACACAGAUCCGCUCGGCCUCGAGUUGCUGAAGACAGAAAAGCCAUUGGAUGAGGCCUUGAAGUAUCUUACACCGAUCCUUGAGCUUAGCCCAAAGAGCAUCGAUGCGCAGAUCGCGGGCUUCGAGGUCUACAUUCGUCGGAAGAAGUACCUACCUGCAGCGAAAUGUGUUUUGGCUGCCCGGGCUAUUGAUCCAGAUCAUCCGAAAUGCCACGAGCAGAGCUCCCGUCUCAAACACGCACUCGAUACCUUGCCCGAAUCUCUCCCUCAACAGAUACAAGACGUGCUCCAAUCCACAUUCCUCUCGACGCUGAACAGCAAGCCCCUGAAAGAGUCCAAUGAGGAAUACCUCCAAUCUCACAGCAAGAGCGCUUCACAUGUUCAUUCAGUUGUCCGCGUGAGACAAGCAUUAUCACCAGACGAUGCGAACAUCAAGUCCAAAAGCGUUGAGAACAUACAGUCAACUUUGAGCCUCCCGAAGCUUUCGUUACGCGAAGUACAAGAGGGCCAGGAAUUGCUCUCGGAGUUGGGCGCGACCCAGGAUGCUAAAGAUGCGUACCUGAGCGGUGCACGGAAGCGAUGGCCGGAUGCUACUGUACUAAAAGCAUAG